AUGUCUUCCGAACAGAAGCCCCUCAGCUGGUGGAAGCGUCACUGCACCCCGCCGCCAGCCAUCAACCGCACUCCCCAAUGUCCAUGCUCCGCCUGCUGGAACGGCAACGGCGAGCACUGGAGGACAACGGUACCAGAGACACCGACCACGACAUAUUCUGCUGCUCAGAACGUGUUGAGGAAAGAGAUGCGGACCUCAGCCCUACGGCGAGAAACCGAAUCAGACCUGGAGCCACUCCGCUGCGAAGAAGCAUCUUCGACCACGAACCUCAGCGUAUACUCUCAGGAAAGCAGAGCCAGCUCGGAUAGAGUCUCGCUCACCGACAUUCACCGCCUGGUUCGAGGGAAGGAAAUCGUCUAA
Molecule: messenger RNA, 360 nt
Organism: Colletotrichum destructivum
Lineage: Eukaryota; Fungi; Ascomycota; Sordariomycetes; Glomerellales; Glomerellaceae
Exons: 1
Coding region: 1-360 (119 amino acids)
Source: RefSeq, a predicted model, not a curated record